AUGGCGGGUUCAAUGCACGCGAGGAAACCCUCUGGAAGCCGUCUAAAGCCUGUAGCGGACACUCUAGAGGCUGUGGGAUUUGUGUCCAAAGGAGAUCGGAAAUUGCUAGAUCAGAAAACCCAAAAUGAAUACUUUGAAAAGAUUGUAAACCGAUUUCUCGAGUUCUGCGCGACUCAUCACGAUGACCUGGAUGCAGCGCUGGCAUCUCUUCCCACCAGUUCCUCGGGCGACCCGACCAAGAACCCGCCUGCCUCUUUUCCACAAUCCAAGUCCAAGCCGGGCGUAUCGCGUGGCCCAUCCGCUUCAACUGAGCUGUCAACUAUCCUUCUAUCACUGCGAAAGCUUCGAGAGGCAGUCUUAGCCACCGCUUCUACAACGCCAGUUUCUUUCUCGCAGCAGGUCCAUGUCUUUUCCAUUAGGACCUCUAUAUUGGCUCAGCACCCGCCGUCAUAUUUCCCCUCUCUUCGCUACCUCCUGGAAAGGCUACACAAGCCUUCACAUCCGUUGUCUGACAAGGAGCUCAAGGAAACCACCUCAUACCUCAUUCUCGAUUAUGCCUGUCGACAAUGUGACAUGGUGGCUGCUUUUGAGUUGCGCGCGCACGCGCGAAGCCGGUAUGCGUUUGAAUCUCAGACCAUCGACCGUGUAUUAGCUGCUUUGAUGCAAGAUAACUGGAUUGUAUUCUGGAAAAUUCGGAAUGAAGUGGACUCAAAGAUGCGUGCUUUGAUGAACUGGGCAGUAGACCGGAUGAGAAGACAUGCUCUCAAGGCCGUUGGCAGUGCGUAUCUCAACGUCGAUGUGAGAUGGAUCGUUGAAGGUUGCACUGGAGAAAGACAGAACUGGACAUGGGACAAGCUGGUGGAGAAGGAAAAGCUCGGUUGGCUGAAAGAAGGCGAUAAGAUCAUCAUUAAAAGACCAAGGCUGAGGCCUGAGAAAAAGCUCGUGCCGAUCAAAGAAGGUUCAUGA
Molecule: messenger RNA, 966 nt
Organism: Aspergillus wentii DTO 134E9
Lineage: Eukaryota; Fungi; Ascomycota; Eurotiomycetes; Eurotiales; Aspergillaceae
Exons: 2
Coding region: 1-966 (321 amino acids)
Source: RefSeq, a predicted model, not a curated record